GUUGUCAGACACAAGUACCACCCGGCCCACGUCACAUUGUUCGAUGCCACCAUCAUAGAACAAUGCAACAAGGGGGCCACUGACCACCGUACACGCCAGAACGAACAAGGUCGUCCUUUCCGCACGACAACAACAGUCCCGCCGGUACAAGGACAAGGCGGCAACCUGAGCAGACAGCCACCAGCGAACAUACCUGCUACACAAACCACAGGUAAGCACGACCAAGAAGAAGGAAUCGAUCCACCUCCCGUGGCUACCGAGAUGCACAUAGACGCCAUAAUCACCCCUGACUUUCAUAACGAGGAACACCCAGCACGAGUUACGACACCGCAGGGCCGGGACUCAGUGACAGGUGAUAAUUGA
Molecule: messenger RNA, 363 nt
Organism: Sphaeroforma arctica JP610
Lineage: Eukaryota; Ichthyosporea; Ichthyophonida
Exons: 1
Source: RefSeq, a predicted model, not a curated record